Messenger RNA from Leucoraja erinaceus (little skate), 3700 nucleotides. RefSeq names its product interferon-induced protein with tetratricopeptide repeats 1-like. The transcript has 2 exons. The record is from RefSeq and is a predicted model, not a curated record. NCBI's taxonomy places the organism in Eukaryota, Metazoa, Chordata, Chondrichthyes, Rajiformes, Rajidae. Bases 313 to 1749 code for a protein of 478 amino acids. Gene Ontology annotation, cellular component: cytosol. Gene Ontology annotation, biological process: defense response to virus. Gene Ontology annotation, molecular function: protein binding.
AUUCAAAUGUUGGCCCUACAUGUUUAGCAAGAACAGUGUGUUGGUGAACAGGGAGCUGGGCAGUCUUCACUGUGAUGCCAAUCCCAAUGUAUUCAGCAUUCCUGGUUGAUGGAAACAUGACAUUUUCCCACCACACAAUUCAUUUCUAGUGGAAUAUCAGGCUUGUCGGUUUCAGUUUCGAUUUGCCAUUUCAGACAAUAAUCCGUAGAUCUCAGCCCAGCCCACUGACUAUAAAAGUAACCAGAGAGCUGGAUCGUGUCCACUCGCUCUCUACUGAGAUCUGAGGCACAGCGGGAAUCGCCAACAAGCAUCAUGAGCAGCAGAAUGGGAGAUUUGUUGAAAGAGAAGCUCGAUCAGCUUCAGUGUCACUUCACGUGGGGCCCACAGAAGGAGGCCAUUGACCUGGAGGAUAUGAUGUACAGAUUACAAGAUGCCAUAAUCUUUGCAAAUAAAUAUCAAGCCGCAUCCUACAACCAACUCGCUUUUGUAAACUGCUUGCAAGGCAACAGUGAGGAAGCUAUUCAAAACUUAAAGGAAGCUGAAAGGAUUCUGAGGGAGAAUCACAAAGAUGCAUUUGAAAGACACAGCAUCGUCACCUAUGGAAACUUUGCCUGGGUGCAUUACCACAUGGGACAACUGGCCAAGGCCCAGUCCUACCUCGACAAACUGGAGAUGAUCUGUAAACCGCUCACAGAUGGUCCUCGCUACACAGCAAUGAUACCUGAAGUGUAUGGGGAGAAGGGGUGGUCAUUGUUGAGUUCUGCAGCUGAAUAUUAUGAGGAGGCUAUGAAAUGUUUUGAGGAAGCUCUGGAGGUAGAUCCCAAUAACACGGAGUGGAUCAUGGGCAAAGCAACUGUUCUGUUUCGUCUGGAAGCUUUUUCUGGAACCCCAGAGAGUCAUGAACGGAGUCAGUCAGUGAAGUAUCUGCGGCGUGUACUGGAGCUAGAUCCAGAUGAUUCAAUGGCCAUGGUGCUGCUGGCCUUAAAAUUGAUAGAACUCAAUGGAUGGGAAGAAGCAAAUAAAUUAGUUGAGCAAGCAUUGCAGAAGCCCAGUAAGGAUCCAUAUGUGCUUCGCUAUUCGGCAAAAUUUUACAGAGGGAAAGGAGCAGUGGAGAAAGCAGUCAAUCUAUUGAAGCAAGCAUUAGAAUUAACUCCACACUCAUGCUUCUUGCACCACCAAAUUGGAAUGUGUUAUAGAAGGAAACUUGGUAAUAUAAAUUCUCGCAGGCCCGCAACUCAGCAGCAAACUGAGUUGAUCCGUCAAUGUAAAUAUCACUUUGGAAAAGCCUCUGAGUGCCGUCCAAGGUCAGCAGUUAGACCAUUGCUGGACUUUGCAGAUAUUUACAUAAAAAGUGGAGAGUAUUCUAAGGCAGAGGAGAUCUACAAUAAUCUGGUGAAAUUGGAGGGCAUCCGUCCAGAAAACAUACAACAGAUAUGUUUAGGGGCUGGGUCAUUUGAACUGUAUCAGAAAGGCUCGGAAGCAAGUGCCAUCAGCCUAUUUGUGAAAGGAAUGAAGGUUGAAUAUGAAUCAAGAGAACGGAAAAUGUGUAAGGAAAAAUUGGAGAUGUGGGCAGAUAAAAAACUUCGCUAUGCUCCACGUGACAGCAGAGCUCUUGGUGUGAGAGGGUUACUGUAUCAGCUGGCUGGGAACAAGUCCAGGGCUAUUGAAUACUUUGAAAUGGCCUUGGAGAUUGAUCAUGAGAAUGAAGAAUAUCUGUGUGCUCUUUUAGAAUUACGUCUUAAUCAUUGAGGACCACAAGGAUAAUAUGCACCGAUUUCAUCUGAUUGAAGGAUAAGUUUGGUGAUGUGUGUGUUUUACUAAUUAUAUUCUGAUAGCAUCUUCUUCGAAUGAUGGCUUUACUUAUGAGUGUGAAGUUUUCAAAAAUGAUCUUGUGCUGCAUUUAAACAUUUUUUUUUAAUUAUUCUUCUUUUAAAAAUAAUAACACCUCAUGCACACCAAUCAAAUGGAAUUUAGUUAUGUAAGUGUGGAAUUUGUGUUUAUUGUGGAAAGAUGGGAAUUGGUAAAUGGCAGCACCAGGAACCAGAUAUCGUUGAGGAUCCUGGCAAGUUUCCUCAUCUGAGUCUUUCACCUUAAUCAUUUUACUCUUUAUUUUUUCUUGUUUCUCAAUGCACAAUUAUAACUUUGGAAUGAUUUAAUUUUCAGGAUUAUUAUAAGAUGUCCUAAAUUGACAUGUCUAUUAAUUAAAGCUUCAAAGCAGAGAUUGGUUCUGCCACAACCAAAUCGAAGGGACACAAACAACAGAUCCUUAAAGUGUGCAUCCUACUGCUGGGGGUGUUGGAGGAAAGGCUGGGGAGGGGGUCUGUUGGGGGGAGGGGAGGGUACCAGGAUAGUUAAUGGAAUUUCAAGAGAUGAUAUUAUUGACAAAGGAAAGAUUCAAGUUUACAUUAUCAGGCAUAAUAAUUAAUAAUCAAGGACAAUGUAGUUACCAAACUCUAAUCCAUUUUUUAGAAUAGCAUAGAAUAGUUUCUUUAUUGUCAUUGUAACUUGAACCAUGUACAAUGAAAUUUAAAAAUGUCAGCCAGUCAGUGCACCAUUCAAACAUUUCUAAAAGCUAACGAUACAUACAAGGUAAAAUAUUAAAAGAUAAACAACUAAAUAAAUAUCAUGAAAAUAGCACGCAUAAACACCCAACCCUCCAUCCUUCGAUUUCACAGUGUACCACAGUCCCUUAGUAUGUCUCGCCCCUGCGUUCCUUGGCGGCUACAUUUAGUGCUUUUAUAGCAGUGGGGUAAAAACUGUUUUUUAGUCUGUUUGUCCUUGUCCUUGUAGAUCUGUACCGUCUGCCUGACGGCAACAGUUCAAACAGGGAGUGUCCGGGGUGGGAAAUGUCCUUUAUGAUACUCUGGGAUUUUUUUGGUGCAGCGGGAACUGUGUAAGUCCUCCAAGGUAAGGAGAGGGCAGCCGACAAUCCUCUGGGCGUUGUCAAUGGCCCUCUGGAGCGCUUUCCUCUGAGCCGCUGUGCGGCUGGUGUACCACACGCAUACACAGUAUGUUAGUAUGCUCUCAAUGGAGCACCGAUAAAAGGACAGCAGCAGUCUCUGAGUGAUGUUGUUCUUCCUGAGCACCCUCAGGAAGUGCAGUCUCUGCUGGACCUUUUUCAGCAACGCAGUGGUGUUCACGCUCCACGUCAGGUCCUCCUCAAAUACUAAUGGAUUCGUAAUGGAGCCAGAAAUUGGAAGUAUUUCAUGGAAAGAUGAACCCUUCCAUGUGGCCAUCCCCAACAGUGUUGAUAUAGCCAGGUGGCAUUCCUGUAAUACUUUGUACUAUAAUGACUAUAAUACUUUAUACUCUGUAACUUUGGCCAGAAACAUGGCGACUCUUUGUGUACUUUGUGUAUUUUAUGCAAAAUAAAGAAUUUCACUGCAUCCAAGUACGUGUGACAAUAAAGUAUCAUUGCAUUAUUGAAUUGUUCAACCCUCUGUGUAAAAAAACGUGCCCCGCAUAUCUACAUUAUACUUUACCCCAUCACCUAAAAACUGUGCCCUUUUAUGUUGGACAUUUCCAAAAAGAUUCUGACUCUGUCCUAACUAUGCCUCUCAUAAGUAUAUAUUUUUCUAUCCUCUCAUCCUCCAAUGUUCCAGAGAAAACAAUCCAAGUCUAUCCAACCACUCCCUGUAGAUGAAACCCUCUAAUCCAGGCAGCAUUCUGGUAAACCUCUGUACUCUUGCUAAAGCAUCCA